This is a messenger RNA of Pecten maximus, 906 nucleotides long. RefSeq lists its product as uncharacterized. Lineage: Eukaryota; Metazoa; Mollusca; Bivalvia; Pectinida; Pectinidae. The record is from RefSeq and is a predicted model, not a curated record. Gene Ontology annotation, molecular function: DNA binding. The transcript has a single exon. Gene Ontology annotation, cellular component: nucleus. The coding region runs from base 1 to 906 and encodes 301 amino acids.
AUGGAUCAAACCAUGUUCCAGGGAAUGCCACCUGGAGCAAGGGUUUGCAUCAGCCCUAAUGGAUGGAUUGAUUCAGAACUAUUUGAAACCUGGGUGACAGAGCAUUUUUUAAAACAUAUCCCAGCUGUUAGGCCAGUGUUGUUAUUGCUAGAUGGGCACAGCACUCAUGUUAGACUUGAGGUGGUGAUGAAAUGCAAAGAGAAUGCUAUUAUUCUCUUUGCACUUCCUCCCCACACCACUCACAAACUGCAGCCACUCGACCGGGGUUGUUUCAAGCCACUGAAGGAGCAUUACAAAAUAGAAUGCAAAGAUUUCAUGGAGAAAAAUCCCAGGCGAGUGGUUAGUCGCUUUGUGUUUGGAAAGCUGUUUGGUGCAGUCUACACAAAGAGUCUGUGUCCAUCUACCAUCAUCAACGCAUUUUCGAAAUGUGGAGUUUUCCCAUUUGCACCACAGGUUGUUUUGACAUCUGAUGAUAUGGCACCAUCAUUAGUUGGCAACACAGCUAUUAACAUCUCCAGUGUUGCUGAUGUCACCAAAGCACUUAAGGUGAUGGGAAUAUUUGGUCCAUCCGAGUCACUGUCCAGAACCUCCCUCUCUCAGCCUCUGGUGGCCUCUGCAAACAAUGACGUACAAGCUUGUCCUCCGACUAUCACCACCCAGACUGUAGAACAGGAUGAGGAUGCCAUCACCAUCAUGACUGUGGAACAGGAUGAAGACGCCGUCACCACUCAGACUGUGGAACAGGAUGAAGAUGCCGUCACCACCCCGACUAUCACCACCCAGACUGUGGAACAUCAUGAUGAGGGUGCCGUCACUACAAUUACAUUUCAGUCGGAGGUUCACGAGUACCAAGAAGAAACUCCCAGUUUCGUCCCUUCAUCCCUUCCCUUCCAGUCUCCCCAGUAA